Messenger RNA from Ictalurus punctatus (channel catfish), 1761 nucleotides. RefSeq names its product 5-hydroxytryptamine (serotonin) receptor 1Fb (gene htr1fb). Gene Ontology annotation, cellular component: plasma membrane; dendrite. Gene Ontology annotation, biological process: G protein-coupled receptor signaling pathway, coupled to cyclic nucleotide second messenger; chemical synaptic transmission. The record is from RefSeq and is a predicted model, not a curated record. Lineage: Eukaryota; Metazoa; Chordata; Actinopteri; Siluriformes; Ictaluridae. The transcript has 2 exons. Gene Ontology annotation, molecular function: neurotransmitter receptor activity; G protein-coupled serotonin receptor activity. Bases 151 to 1254 code for a protein of 367 amino acids.
UCACGCGCUCACAUUGGAGACGCCAUUCUCUCUCUCUCUCUCUCUCUCUCUCUCUCUCUCUCUCUCUCUGACAGAACCGAGUGAGCUGCUGACAGGAAUUCCUCUGACAGACUGAAAUCACGUUCCACCAGUUAAUAUUCAUUCGAAAGCAUGGAUCCGAUAAACUGCUCCUUGGUGGAGCUGUCAGAUGAUGUGGAUGCUGGGAUCAGUGGCAGUAAAAUUGUCCUCUGCCUCAUGCUCUCUGUCCUAGCUGUGGCCACCACGGUCAUCAAUUCGCUGGUGAUAACAGCUAUUCUGGUCACUCGCAAGCUCCAUCAGCCAGCCAACUAUUUGAUUUGCUCGUUGGCCGUUACUGAUCUCCUGGUGGCCGCACUGGUAAUGCCAGUCAGCAUCGUCUACAUAGCGGAAGAGAAGUGGGUGCUGGGGCCUGCCAUGUGCCACCUGUGGCUGGGUGUGGACGUUACCUGCUGCACCUGCUCCAUCUUGCAUUUGGCCGCCAUAGCACACGACCGCUACCGUGCCAUCACUGACGCUGUGGCAUACUCACAGAAACGCACAUCUCAGAGAGCAGCUGUGACCAUAGUAGUGGUCUGGGUGAUUUCUGUACUUGUCUCGCUACCUCCUCUCAUGUGGAGGAAGAUGCCUGAAGAAAACGGGGAACAUGGAAUCUCGGAGUGCAUGAUGGAGCAUGACCACGUCGCCUUCACUGUCUACUCAACCUUCGGCGCCUUUUACAUCCCGCUCCUCCUCAUACUGGUGCUCUACUACAAGAUCUACCGGGCAGCACAGACACUGCGCAACCGGCGAGGCAGCAGCCGACUGGUGAAGCAGACGGUCAAUAGUGUCAUCGUGAGUUCAGACAGGGAAGCGCCACCACUCAGUCCAGACACACUCAGUCCCACCGAGAAGUCUUUUUCAGAGCCAUCGACAGAUGGAGAGCGUGUCAGGAUCACGCCCAGCACGGGUAGAGUGUUCAAGAACCGAAGGAAUCCCGCCGCCAGGGAGAGACGAGCGGCCCUCACUCUCGGCCUCAUUCUUGGGGCUUUUGUGAUCUGCUGGCUGCCUUUCUUUCUCAAAGAGGUCAUUGUGAACACAUGCCCUUCUUGCAGUACGUCAGCUCUGCUUGCAGACUUCCUUACCUGGCUGGGAUAUCUGAAUUCCCUCAUCAACCCACUUAUAUACACCAUAUUCAAUGAGGACUUUAAGAAAGCCUUUCAGAAACUCAUCCCUUUGUGUUGUACCCAGUACAGGUGAACUCUGCAAUUUUGGCCAUCAUGUCAAUGGAUGUUUUGGAGGAAUGUUAUCCAUUUGAGACUGGCAGCAGAAAUGUUUAUAAAGUCUUAUUUUGGAGACUGCUGAGAAGGGUAACAGACUUUGCACAGUUAAAAUAAGAAUCAUUAUGUAAUGAAGAGUAGAAAAAAAACAAAAAAACUUUAACUGCCAGAAAGUAUAAACCUUUCUUGGAGCAUUGAGCAGAACAAUUUGAAUAAGGGAAAAUUGCAGUCUCAAGAGUACACCAGUGACUGUAACAGCUGCCAUAAGUGUUUAAUAGAUGUCCCAAGAGACUCAAUGCCCAUUUCCAAGCUCACCUUUUAUAACUCAAAGUCUCAAUUUCAACCAGUUUUAUGAAGUUGACAUUCUGUCAUGACAUGUUCACUCUGCAAAUUUGUUUUCCAAGGCUAUGUGGAAUAUGCCAACAGGUUCACACUCAAACAUGUUAACCAAUGUAAUAUGUGCAUGACUUCCCAUUGUAUCAUAAUA